AAUAUGCCAAAUUACAUAUAAGUAUUCAAAGGUUUCUUCAAUAAAUAAAUAUAUUGAAAAAAAUAAUAUAGUAUUUAAAGUAUGGCUGAAGAUAAAGGUGAAGGAGGUGAAGAUGAGGAUACUAUUGGAAUUUACGUAGGCGGUCGAAAUGCUGAAGGAGAAAGGCAUGGUGAAGGAUGGGCUGUACUUCCGAACGGAGACUUCUACCAGGGCUGUUAUUGUAGGGGAAUGAGAAACGGGAAAGGCCUUUAUGUCUUUAAAAAUGGUGCAAGAUACGAAGGCGAAUGGAGAAAAGCUAUGAAAUAUGGGGUUGGGCAAAUGACUUAUCCAGAUGGUUCGCGUUAUGAAGGUGAUUGGCGACAUGAUUUGAAACAAGGUUUUGGCGCAUAUUACUAUCCGAAUGGGGAUAUUUAUGAGGGAGCCUGGUUUAAAGGAAAGCGUCAUGGAUUAGGGACUUAUUUCUUUUCAGAAUACCAGAUAAAAUUCAUGGGUACAUGGGUGGAAGGAGUGAUCGAAGGGCCCGGUCAAAUUAUUAACCCGCGUGUACGAUACCACGGGUCGUGGCUCAAGGGAAAACCAAAAGGCCCAGGCUGCUUUGUGUUCGACACAAAUUGCAUGCAGCACGGGUUUUAUUUGCUGACGAAAGACCCGGCAUUAGAGGAGUUUGGUGAGGGAGAAGAGGAAAAGGAAGAUAAGGAAGUCAAAGAGGAACGGUUGGAAGAAGGGGAGGAGGAAAUAGAAAUUGACGAGACUUUGGGUAAAAUUUCGGUUUGGCGCGCUCGAAACGUUACAGCGUACAUGGCGGAGUUCCUUCCGCCGGAACCGGUGCCCUUGCCAGUUCAUGACUCUAUACCGUCUUUGACUGAAGAAAGUAUUGAGACUGAUAUAAUACAAUUUGAAUUGCCCUCGGUAGUUGGUGAGGAGGAAGGUGCUGAUGAUAAUGACUCUUGGCUUCUGCAUAGACAGAAAUUCCUUGAGGAAACCCAGCAAAAGGAAUAGUUUUUGCAAGAUUAUAAGUACUUACUUAAUGAACUAUAUGCUGUCAAUAAUUUAGUAAUUGGUUUAUUACUCUGUGGAAUAAAUUUGUAUUUA
Molecule: messenger RNA, 1092 nt
Organism: Colias croceus (clouded yellow)
Lineage: Eukaryota; Metazoa; Arthropoda; Insecta; Lepidoptera; Pieridae
Gene: Rsph1
Product: radial spoke head 1 homolog
Exons: 5
Coding region: 82-999 (305 amino acids)
Biological process (GO): axoneme assembly; spermatid development
Cellular component (GO): nucleus; motile cilium
Source: RefSeq, a predicted model, not a curated record